Molecule: messenger RNA, 2656 nt
Organism: Aspergillus welwitschiae
Lineage: Eukaryota; Fungi; Ascomycota; Eurotiomycetes; Eurotiales; Aspergillaceae
Product: lysophospholipase catalytic domain-containing protein
Exons: 2
Coding region: 564-2486 (640 amino acids)
Biological process (GO): glycerophospholipid catabolic process
Cellular component (GO): cytosol; intracellular membrane-bounded organelle
Molecular function (GO): A2-type glycerophospholipase activity
Source: RefSeq, a predicted model, not a curated record
ACCAUUGACGUCUUGUCAUAUUUUCACCCCGGGCCAUUGUAGAGGUUGAGUUCCGAAGGUUUACCUAAAGACUGUUUCUCGUUCGGAAACUCGGAAGGGUCUAAGUUUCGGGCUGCCCCAUAGGGCUGAGCCUAUGCCAUUCCAGUUGGAACCCUGACUGCACAGGAGGAUACUAUUUUGGAUCGCCUCAAUAUUAUUCUGCUGCCUGGCACCACCUUCCAAUCGGGUACCCCCGUUUCAUAGACCCUGACUGGGGAUUCUGCACUAGCUUAGUUGAACGAGACACAAUGCAAUCACAAUAGGGUCCUCAAUAAUAUCUCAGGCACCACAAACUCAGGGCCGAGGAUGUCUACAUGCUGCGCCUUGCCUGGCUUGGCCCUGCCACCUCAGAUUUUGCUGUGCUCCAUUUAUGCAUUCGGAGAUUUUGGUACGCAGGAAUCAGUAAGCUCUAAUAGUGUGGUCCGUUCGUCAAUUUCUUAUAAAUCACCCUGGCGCACCCUCACUCUCAAUGCACUGAGUCUGUGUUAUGCUAGACGUGUCACUUGGUGCAACCCAAAGCAGACAUGAAGUUCAAUGCACUCUUAACGACCCUAGCGGCGCUGGAGUAUAUCCAAGGAGGCGCCGCGGUUCCUACAACCGUCGACCUCACAUAUGCAGACAUAUCACCUCGCGCACUGGAUAAUGCCCCCGAUGGUUAUACCCCGAGCAAUGUAUCCUGUCCUGCAAACAGGCCGACGAUUCGCAGCGCGUCAACCCUGUCAUCGAACGAGACAGCAUGGGUGGACGUCCGGCGUAAGCAGACUGUCUCAGCGAUGAAAGAUCUUUUCGGUCAUAUCAACAUGAGCUCAUUUGACGCUGUUUCGUACAUCAACAGCCAUUCAUCAAAUAUCACCAACAUACCCAACAUCGGUAUUGCCGUGUCCGGCGGUGGCUACAGAGCCUUGACUAACGGCGCGGGAGCACUCAAGGCAUUCGACAGUCGAACGGAAAACUCAACCCAUAAUGGACAGCUUGGUGGUCUUCUGCAGUCAGCCACAUACCUGUCCGGUCUGUCCGGAGGUGGCUGGCUCCUAGGCUCAAUCUAUAUCAACAACUUCACCACCGUCUCCAACCUGCAAACCUACAAAGAGGGCGAAGUCUGGCAGUUCCAGAAUUCGAUCACAAAAGGCCCAAAGACCAACGGCUUGCAAGCCUGGGAUACAGCCAAGUACUACCGCGACCUGGCCAAGGUAGUCGCUGGCAAGAAGGACGCGGGCUUCAACACCUCCUUCACGGACUACUGGGGUCGCGCACUCUCCUACCAACUGAUCAACGCGACCGACGGAGGCCCCGGCUACACCUGGUCAUCGAUCGCUUUAACCCAGGACUUCAAGAACGGAAACAUGCCCAUGCCGCUCCUUGUCGCCGACGGCCGCAACCCAGGCGAGACCCUAAUCGGCAGCAACUCGACCGUGUAUGAGUUCAACCCCUGGGAAUUCGGCAGUUUUGAUCCGUCCAUCUUCGGCUUCGCUCCCCUCGAAUACCUCGGAUCCUACUUCGAGAACGGCGAAGUCCCAUCCAGCCGAUCCUGCGUCCGCGGCUUCGACAACGCAGGCUUCGUCAUGGGAACCUCCUCCAGUCUCUUCAACCAAUUCAUCCUGAAGCUCAACACCACCGACAUCCCAUCAACCCUCAAGACGGUCAUCGCCAGCAUUCUCGAAGAACUAGGCGACCGCAACGACGACAUCGCCAUCUACUCCCCCAACCCCUUCUACGGGUACCGCAACGCGACAGUUUCAUACGAAAAGACCCCGGACCUGAACGUCGUCGACGGUGGCGAAGACAAACAGAACCUCCCCCUCCAUCCUCUCAUUCAACCCGCCCGCAACGUGGACGUCAUCUUCGCCGUCGACUCCUCAGCCAGUACCUCGGACAACUGGCCCAACGGAAGUCCUCUCGUCGCGACGUACGAACGUAGUCUCAAUUCAACCGGCAUCGGAAACGGCACUGCGUUCCCUAGCGUCCCGGACAAGAGCACCUUCAUUAACCUGGGCUUGAACACCCGUCCGACUUUCUUCGGCUGUAAUAGUUCCAAUAUCACAGGCCAUGCACCACUGGUUGUCUACCUCCCCAACUACCCCUACACAACCCUCUCCAACAAGUCGACCUUCCAGCUCAAGUACGAGAUCUCGGAGCGUGAUGAGAUGAUCACCAAUGGCUGGAACGUGGUUACUAUGGGUAAUGGAUCAAGGAAGUCUUACGAGGAUUGGCCGACUUGUGCGGGCUGUGCUAUUCUGAGUCGCUCGUUUGAUCGGACUAAUACCCAGGUGCCGGAUGUCUGCUCGCAGUGUUUUGACAAGUAUUGCUGGGAUGGAACGAGGAAUAGUACGACGCCGGCGGCGUAUGAGCCGAAGGUAUUGAUGGCUAGUGCGGGUGUGAGGGGUAUUUCGAUGUCGAGGUUGGUUUUGGGUCUCGUUCCGGUGGUGGUUGGGGUUUGGAUGAUGUGAGUGGAGGUUGGGAUCUAGGUGUUGUGGUGUGUAUGCUAGGUGAUCUUAUGAGAAUGAGUUUACGACAGUCCUGAUAUACUUCAGAAGUAGAUCCAGUAAAGAUGUGUUACUUACAUAGAAAGCAGGAAUGGAUUGGAUGUAAUGUUUAUUCAGUUAGACGUAAAAGGAAC